Messenger RNA from Dovyalis caffra, 582 nucleotides. NCBI's taxonomy places the organism in Eukaryota, Viridiplantae, Streptophyta, Magnoliopsida, Malpighiales, Salicaceae. The record is from the annotation of a GenBank genome assembly.
AUGGCAGAGAGCUCAACUCCAUCCGACCACAAGGCCACCUCAAAACUAAAGCUUUUCGGUUUUCCAUUGACUGAGCAACAUAAAAUCCUAUCGAAAACAGAAAAUAGUUUAGGAAACAGGAAAUUCGAGUGCCAGUUUUGCGACCGAGCUUUCGCCAACUCACAAGCACUAGGAGGCCACCAAAAUGCUCACAAAAGAGAGCGCCAAAGAGCAAGAUGUACCCAAUACCUUUGUGACCGACGAUUCAUGGCAGCUGCACCAGUUCUUUGCUCACAUGCUGUCAAAUCACCACCAUCCAUUUAUCCAAGAGGAUUAAUUGCUAGCAAUAGUACUACUGCUAAAUUUAGGCCUCAGUUAGCAAGCUAUUACCCAUCGCAGCCCUUGUUGUUUCCAUCAUCUCCUCCUGAUCAUCACUUUCCUUCUCAAAUUUAUAUCACGCAACCAUUACAUGUUGCAGCUACAAUGCCAUCUUUUAUUCAAGUACCUGGUAAAUUUUGUUCCGCAGAUGAUGAUGUAGGGAUUGAUCUCUGUCUUAAACUUCCCCCUCUAGUUAGAUCAGAUUUAGUGUUUAAUUGUAUGUAG